GCCAGGGACGGAACGAAACACAGAGAGAGCGGGAGAGAGAGCGGAGAGAGAGACGUGAGAUCAGAGGACCGAGCGUAGCCAUCCCUCUCUCUCCCUCCUAGGCUGGGUGGGGUUUGAGCUGGGAUUUAGCUGUCCUUGAUGUUUUAGUCCCUCCGGAGGGGAUUCCAUCUCUCGUCGCUCCCCCCGAAGAAAUAGCCACGGCGAAAAAAGGGGAAAAGGCCACCCGCCCGCAGCAACCCCAUCAUUCUCCGUUCUUUUCUCCCGUUCAACAUCCGAAACCACAGCACACAGGAAGAAGAGGAUGAGAUGAAGAAAGGCAGUAGAUCGCAACAUCUCCAUCUCUUGGUCUUGUGUGUCCUCUCUUUCACGGGCUCGGCUCUUGGGUUUUCGAGCCAUGGGCUGACGGACGCGGAGGCCGGGUUCAUCCGGCAGCGGCAGCUCCUCUACUACCGGGAUGAGUUCGGGGACCGGGGGGAGAACGGGACGGUGGACCCGUCGCUCAGCUUCUCCAACUCCCAUCUCCGGGACGCCUACAUUGCCCUCCAGGCCUGGAAGCUGGCCAUCAUCUCCGACCCCCUCAACCUCACCUCCAACUGGGUCGGAUCCAACGUCUGCAACUACACCGGCGUUUACUGCGCCCCGCUCCCCUCCGACCCCCACAUCACCGUCGUCGCCGGCAUCGACCUCAACCACGGCGACAUCGCCGGCUACCUCCCUGAGGAGCUCGGCCUCCUCACCGACCUCGCCCUCUUCCACAUCAACUCCAACCGCUUCUGCGGCACCGUCCCCCACAAGUUCGACCGCCUCCGCCUACUAUUCGAGCUCGAUCUAAGCAACAACCGCUUCGCCGGCAAGUUCCCGGACGUCGUCCUCCGCCUCCCGUCGCUCAAGUACCUCGUCCGCUUCAACGAGUUCGAGGGAGGCGUCCCCAGUCCCUCUUCGACAAGGGAUCUCGACGCCAUCUUCAUCAACCACAACCGCUUCGCCUUUGACAUCCCGGACCUCGGCAACUCCCCCGUCUCCGUUAUCGUCCUCGCCAACAACCGCUUCCGGGGAUGCGUCCCGGCCAGCCUCGGCAACAUGUCCGGGACCCUCAACGAGAUCAUCCUCCUCAACAACGGACUCCGAUCUUGCCUCCCUCCCGAGAUCGGCCUCCUUAAGGAGCUCACCGUCCUCGAUGUCAGCUUCAACCAGCUCGUCGGCCCCCUGCCGGACUCCAUCGGAUGGAUGCUCAGCCUCGAGCAGCUGGAUGUCGCCCACAACCUCCUCUCCGGCAAGAUCCCGACCUCGAUCUGCACUUUGCCCCACCUUCAGAACUUCACCUUCUCUUAUAACUUCUUCACCGGAGAGCCGCCGGUGUGCCUCAAGGUGCCGUCCUUCGACGACCGGAGGAACUGCCUGCCCGGCCGGCCGGUGCAGAGAUCCGCGGCGCAAUGCAAGUCCUUCUUGUCCCACCCUGUGGAUUGCAACUCCUUCCGGUGCGCCCCCUUCGUGCCGGCGCUCCCUCCCCCGCCGCCUCCGCCGCCUCCACCUCCAGUUUACUCUCGUCCGCCGCCAUCUCCGCCGCCGCCAUCUCCAUCUCCACCUCCACCGCCGCCUUCCCCGCCGCCACCGUCUCCAUCUCCUCCACCGCCUUCCCCGCCGCCAUCCGUCUCCAUCUCCUCCACCGCCUUCCCCGCCGCCACCGUCUCCAUCUCCUCCACCGCCUUCCCCGCCACCACCGUCUCCGUCCCCGCCCGCCGCCUUCUCCGCCUUCCACCAUCUCCGUCUCCGCCACCACCUUCUCCACCCCCUCCAUCCCCUUCUCCGCCGCCUCCUUCUCCGCCUCCGCCUUCGCCACCUCCGCCCGUCUACUGUGUUCGGUCUCCACCACCUCCGCCGCCCAACUCGCCGCCGCCUCCGGUCUAUUUCCGCCUCCCCCCACCACCCAGCCCACAUUAUUCUCCGCCGCCUCCUUACCCCAUUCCACCACCACCACCUCAACCUUCGCCGCCUCCACCACCUCAUUCACCACCUCCCGCCACUAAUUCACCGCCACCACCUACAUCACUAUCCAUCACCUCCCCACCUCCACUGUACUCGCCGCCUCCACCACCUAAUUCACCUCCUCCUCCACCUCCGGUAUUUGAGCCUCCACCGCCACCAUCACCACCUCCAUGCAUAGAACCUCCACCGCCACCAUCACCACCUCCGUGCAUAGAACCUCCACCGCCACCACCGGUAAUUACAUGGCCGCCACCUCCCUCACCACCGCCGCCGUCACCAUCUCCACCACCACCAGUCCACUAUAAGCCUCCGCCAUCACCUUCCACCUCCACCACCUUCGCCGCCUUACCAUUAUGCAUCACCACCACCCCCCUCUCCCGCCACCUUCGCCGCCUUACCAGUAUCAGUCACCGCACCCCACCUAUGCCUUCAUCUCCACCGCCCCCCAAACCUGUGAAACUCCGCCGCCACCACGACACCUUCUUCCCCAGCACCCUCCCCUCUAUACCAAGGCCCAUUGCGCCCUGUUAUUGGAAUCUCAUACGCAUCGCCACCGCCUCCUCCGUUCUAUUAAUUCUUUUGAGAAUUGUCCACCUCACUCUCCUCUUCCCUCCAUUAAUAGAGAAGCAAGAAAGUAUUUCAUUCAUUUUGGAUUCUUGUCAUGCUUUGUGGUCCAUUGAAUUCUCCAUUGUCUGGUUCCUCUCGCUCCCUUUGGUGUGUACUACCCUCCAAUUGAAGGAAAAAGAAAAAGGCGACAAGUCACGUAAGACGAAGCAUUCAUCCAUGGUGAUGAAGAAUAGAUGGAGAGAACAUGAAAAAGGGGAGGAACAGGGGAGUUUGGGGAAUCUCUCAAAAUUAAUUUGGGUGUGAAUAAAUGGUUGAGAGAGACCAGAGUAAGAGAACAUGAGAAUAGAUGCAGGGAUAAUGAAUGUAUAGAGAGUAUGGGAUUCAAGAACAAGUAGAUCAAAUUGUGGUAUUGUCGCCUUUAUUAUACUUUCUUCUUCAUUUAUAUAUUUGUUGAUCAUUACUUACGAAUUCUUUCAA
Molecule: messenger RNA, 3030 nt
Organism: Phoenix dactylifera (date palm)
Lineage: Eukaryota; Viridiplantae; Streptophyta; Magnoliopsida; Arecales; Arecaceae
Product: leucine-rich repeat extensin-like protein 5
Molecular function (GO): protein binding
Source: RefSeq, a predicted model, not a curated record